CCAUUAUUUGAUAAUCAUUAUUAUACAAAACAACAACAACAACAACAACAACAAUCAUCGAUAAUCCGAAAACAAAAUCAAACAUCGGUUAUUGUUUCACCAGAUCAUUUAAAGAAGAAAAAUGAUGAUGCGGAUUGUUUUAAAACAACAACAACAACAACAAUACCGAUGCAAAAUGCAAUAUCAUAUAUGCUUGGACAAUCAACAAAACCAUUCGAUAAUGGUGAUGAUAAUAUCAAUGAUAAUGAUAAUAUUAAUAAUGAACAAAAACAACUUUUAAAUGAACAAACACAACGUACAUGUUCAUUAAAUGCAGCAUUAUGUUUUGCUAAAAAUAAUAUUUUAGAAUAUUAUUAUAAAAGUAGUAAUAUUUUAACUACUGAACAAUUAUUACAACAUCAUCAUCCAUUAACAAAUGUAAGUUUAAUUUUGUAA
Dermatophagoides pteronyssinus (European house dust mite) is the source of this 435-nucleotide messenger RNA. RefSeq lists its product as uncharacterized. The record is from RefSeq and is a predicted model, not a curated record. Gene Ontology annotation, molecular function: RNA polymerase II cis-regulatory region sequence-specific DNA binding; DNA-binding transcription repressor activity, RNA polymerase II-specific. Gene Ontology annotation, cellular component: nucleus; transcription repressor complex. Gene Ontology annotation, biological process: neuron differentiation; regulation of cell cycle process; negative regulation of transcription by RNA polymerase II. Lineage: Eukaryota; Metazoa; Arthropoda; Arachnida; Sarcoptiformes; Pyroglyphidae.